Molecule: messenger RNA, 1143 nt
Organism: Lachnellula hyalina
Lineage: Eukaryota; Fungi; Ascomycota; Leotiomycetes; Helotiales; Lachnaceae
Gene: QPCT
Product: Glutaminyl-peptide cyclotransferase
Exons: 2
Coding region: 1-1143 (380 amino acids)
Molecular function (GO): glutaminyl-peptide cyclotransferase activity; zinc ion binding
Source: RefSeq, a predicted model, not a curated record
AUGGAGAUGCGGUUCUCGCAGACCUUGCUCUUCCUUGCAACUAUCUUGCUGGGCAUCUCAGCAUUCACACCAUUGUCUGACGAAACACUACGAAAUCUGCCCUCUGCAGGCCCGGAUUUUGAUAUACACGAUGGAUCUAUCCUUGCGCCCAUUCUGAUCCCUCGAGUACCAGGAACUCCCGGCUCGUUGGCGGUGCAGCAGCAUUUCACGAAUUGGUUUGGAGCCCAUCUCCCAAAAUGGACCAUCGAGUUCCAAAACUCAACGGCGACGACUCCCGCGACGGGCGAUACACAAGUCCCGUUUGUGAACUUUAUAAUUACACGCGAUCCGCCGUGGGCGAAAGCUGGGGAUGUGGGAAGGCUGGCCCUGGUUGCACAUUAUGACAGCAAGCUCCAACCCCCUGGAUUUAUUGGGGCGACAGAUAGCGCAGCGCCUUGCGCAAUUAUAAUGCAUGCGGCAAGGAGUGUGGAUGAGGCGUUGACGAAGAAAUGGGCUGCUAUGGAGGCGGAUGGUUCUAAUGGGUUGGAGGAGGAGACCGGGGUGCAGAUUCUGUUUUUGGACGGGGAGGAGGCAUUUUUGGAUUGGACGAAUACUGACUCGUUAUAUGGGGCAAGAUCAUUGGCCGAAACAUGGGAGUCGACUCCGCAUGCUGCUAUGUCUACAUACCGCAAUGGCCUCAGUUCCAUCUCACUGUUCAUGCUUUUGGAUCUUCUUGGCUCAGCAAACCCUCGAGUCCCUUCGUUCUUCAAGACUACACACUGGGCAUAUCAACACCUGGCCGUCAUCGAAUCCCGAUUGCGAACACUAGGCCUUCUGGAAUCCCAAGCAUCUCAACCCUUCCUCUACGAUGCAAACAAAGGCCUAAACGACUUCCGUGAUAAAUGGGGAGUGCAAGAUGACCACAUCCCAUUCAUGGCUCGAGGCGUAGAAGUGCUCCACAUAAUAGCGACGCCAUUUCCCAAUGUAUGGCACACGGCUGCCGAUGAUGGUGAGCACUUGGAUUUACCUACUGUACACGAUUGGGCGAAGAUCGUGACGGCAUUUGUGGCGGAGUGGAUGGAUCUGGAAGGGACUUUGCCAACAAAGGCUGAAGCGGAGGCACAGAUUAGAGCGAAAAGAUCUUCAAGGAAGACCGAGCUGUGA